Nematolebias whitei (Rio pearlfish) is the source of this 1235-nucleotide messenger RNA. RefSeq names its product NF-kappa-B inhibitor zeta-like. The transcript is spliced from 10 exons. NCBI's taxonomy places the organism in Eukaryota, Metazoa, Chordata, Actinopteri, Cyprinodontiformes, Rivulidae. Gene Ontology annotation, molecular function: protein binding. Gene Ontology annotation, biological process: regulation of gene expression. Bases 57 to 1235 code for a protein of 392 amino acids. The record is from RefSeq and is a predicted model, not a curated record. Gene Ontology annotation, cellular component: nucleus.
AAAGAGGCCAGGUUGCGUCAUCGAACUUCAACUUCGGUCCAAAUAAGGAAGGUUGUAUGAUGGCCGAAACCAAACUACCGGCAUCCAUUCCUUCAAUGCAAAAGAAGAACACCGUAAAGGAACUGCUCAUGUUGAGACGCCAGCAAUGGAAGCCCGAGCAUAGAUUCAAAGUCGCCAAAUACAACAUUGCUGAUGCGAGUCCUCCACUGCCAAGCCCUCCUGCACUCCUGAACCCAAACACCACAGCUAACUUUGUCCCUGCUGUUCCUCAAAACGCCUACAUGACCGCGCAACACAUUCAGCAUCCCGUGCAACGUCCUGCUCUGCAGGGACAAGAUGUUCCAGCGCCCGAGUUCAAAAUGACUCUGUUUCAAUGGCAAAUUCAGCAAGAGUUCAAAAAAGCUCAGGGACUGACAGCAGAUCAGCUGAACAUGCAGGACUCGGACGGUGACACAUUUCUUCACAUAGCUGUGGCUCAAGGUAGACGAGCUCUCGCCUAUGUGCUCGCUGCAAAAAUGGCCAGUUGUGGCUCUCUGGACACAAAGGAACACAACGGGCAGACGGCUCUCCAGAUCGCAGCUGCCACCAACCAGCACCUAAUAGUUUGCGACCUUCUGACUCACGGGGCUCAGAUCAAUAUCCGAGACCUGUGGGGUCGCUCUCCUCUGCAUGUGUGUGCCGAGAAAGGCCACUUCCACACUCUGCAGAGCAUCUGCAGAACCGUAACAGGAAGUGGUCAGUCAGCUGAUGUGGAGAUGUUCAAUUAUGAUGUCCUGUCCCAUAACGCUCUUGUUAAAGAGACGAGAACUCUUGAGAACCCAUGUUCUUACAUGACAUCGGAGCUGGCCCACAAGAGACGCAUGUACGUGGAAUGUAUUAGGACUCUGAUGCACAUGGGCGCCUCUUACGGGACAAAGGAUUUAAAAAGCGGAAGAACUUGCCUUCACAUGGCUUCUGAGGAUACAAAUUUGGAGCUGCUCAACAUCUUUCUCGAACAGCCAACGUCCCUGGCCUUUGUGAAUGUUAAGACGUUCAGUGGCAACACGGCCCUGCACAUCGUCAGCUCUUUGCAAAACUACAAAAGUCAAGUGGAAGCUGUGAAGCUGCUGAUGAGGAACGGUGCCGAUCCGGGGGCGAGAAAUUAUGAAAAUGAGCUGCCGUGCCAGCUGGCACCCGACGGCCCCGUGGGUGAAAAGGUGCGGCAGAUCCUGAAGGGGAAAUAUGUUCAUGUUUAA